CAGACACCAACCAUGCCAGCCGACCUCAGCGGGACCUGGAACCUUCUCAGCAGUGACAACUUCGAGGGCUACAUGCUGGCCCUGGGUAUUGACUUUGCAACUCGUAAGAUUGCAAAGUUGCUGAAGCCACAGAAAAUGAUUGAGCAAAACGGGGACUCCUUUACCAUCCACACGUGCAGCAGCCUGAAGAACUAUCUCGUUCACUUCAAAGUCGGAGAAGAAUUUGAGGAGGACAACAAAGGCCUGGAUAACAGAAAAUGCAGGAGCGUGGUUACCUGGGAGAACGACAAACUCACUUGUGUACAGAGAGGAGAAAAGAAAAACAGAGGCUGGAGCCACUGGAUCGAAGGGGACCAGCUCCACCUGGAAAUGUUCUGUGAAGGCCAGGUGUGCAAACAAAUCUUCCAGAGAGCCUGAUCCUGUCCAGCAACAGAGCCCACUCGGGGCAAGUCCUCAUGCCAAAUUAUCUUGCAGAAGGGACGGGUGUUUGUCUGUUCUGGGUUAAUGAAGGGCCUUGUAACUGAAAUGCUGUCACGCAGCCUGAACGAGAAACUAUUUGAUUCCAGGACAGUUUCAGCCCCAAUAAACCUGUUCAAAUGA
Molecule: messenger RNA, 600 nt
Organism: Apodemus sylvaticus (European woodmouse)
Lineage: Eukaryota; Metazoa; Chordata; Mammalia; Rodentia; Muridae
Gene: Rbp7
Product: retinol binding protein 7
Exons: 4
Coding region: 13-417 (134 amino acids)
Biological process (GO): fatty acid transport
Cellular component (GO): nucleus; cytosol
Molecular function (GO): fatty acid binding
Source: RefSeq, a predicted model, not a curated record